Molecule: messenger RNA, 639 nt
Organism: Triticum urartu
Lineage: Eukaryota; Viridiplantae; Streptophyta; Magnoliopsida; Poales; Poaceae
Source: RefSeq, a predicted model, not a curated record
CGUAGCUCCCUUUGCUUCCUCGCCGCUCCAGCGCCGCGCCACCGACGCGCCACCAUGCCGCCGCGCCGCCGAGGAGCGUCGGGCUACCGCGGCGUUCGCCGGCGCCCCAACGGCUGGUACUACGCCGAGAUCCGGUCCGGCGACGUCUGGCUCGGCCUCGGCACCUUCGAGACUGCGCACGAGACCGCCCGCGCGUACGACGCGGCGGCGUGGCGCCUAGACAGGCCGCGCGCGCAGAUGAACUUCCAGGACGUCCACACGCGCCAGCAGGCGCAUGACGUCGCCACUCCGCCUCGUCUUAUCACGGACCAGGACCGUGCGGAGCACACUCUGCGGCAGCGCCGCCUACUCAUCGCUAAGGAGGAUGAACGAGGCAUGGCAGAGUGGCGCCGGCGCCACCCAGAGGACGUCCCCAACGAGCAAGCCUACUGGGCGGAGAGGACGGCAAAGCGCUGCGUGGAUCGGUUGGACAGGCGUCGGCGGAAGGCACUGGCGUUAUCGCAGUGCGAUAUCGUUGAAGCAGGUGGGCAGUCGAUCUUCAUGGAUAAUGAUCCUCGUUGGGAGGACAUGUGGCUCGAUACCUCGAACCAGACCAGCAAGGAUGAAGAUGAUGAUAAUGAUGAGGACGACCGGGAGUAG